AGCAGUCACAGCUGAAGACAGAGAGACAGAUACAGAAAACGGGGGGAAGGGAGGAAGAUAAAAAGACCAGCAGAGAGAAGGAAAGAGACAGAGGGUAUGCAAGACACAGACAGGGAGAGUGAGAGUCAGUGACUCCUAAGAGAGGCACAUUCAGAGGAAAACAGAAACCUUGAGGAAGAAGCGAGCAAACACUGGACCAGCCUGUGCCCUGAAGUGACUGAGAGAUACACUCCUGCAGAGAGAAAGGGCAAGAGAGGGAGAGGAAGAGACACAAAGACAAACUGAGGAGCAUGAAGGCAUUGGGAAGAAGAACCGAAGGACGGUGAAACUGAACUGAAGACAGAGAAUCAGAGUGAACAGAGACGAGUGAGCCUCAGUCCCAUAAAGGAAUGGAGACCCAGUGGUGAGGAACUGAAUUGGGACAAUAGUAAAGGCACACCAAGAGUACUCUUGUCACCUGUGUAUCACCUGUGCGAAGACUCCAAGCAUGCUCCACAGAAAGGCACUGCAAGGGAUCCUACCACUUCUCCUGGGACUUCUCCUUUCUGCCUGCAGUGCACAAGAGCUGCAGGGAGAGAACCCGACUUUCAGCAACAACACCCCGGAGUCUGUUUCUUCGGACAUGGCCCUGGUAAACCCUCGGAACUCCUGGCUGGUCUUCAGGCGCAACUCAAAUAAGGGGGACAACAAGAAGGUCAAACCUCCCAAAAAGACCUCAAAGCAUGGUGUCCCUGGCCCCCCAGGACCUCCAGGCCCCCAGGGGCCCCCUGGCCCCCCUGCUCCCCCACCCCUGCAGCAGGACGAACUCUUACAACAGUUCCGUCUUCGGCUGAAAGAGGUGACAGACACCGGUGGGCUUGAAACAGGUGUUCAUUGCCAGGUGUGUGAACAGCACCCCCGUGUGGACACUGCCUUCCAUUCCCGCCUGCAGAAUGACCUGUCUGUUCACCGGCGCAGCUUGCUAGAGCUGCAGCCCUUCAGCAAUCCCCCAGAUUCAGAGCAGCAGUUCCAGAGGGGCCAGGACUUCAACAGAAGCAGCGGCCGCUACACAGCCCCAGUGUCUGGGUUCUACCAGCUCACAGCAAGUCUGCUCAUUGAGUCCAGCGAGACACAGCGCAGGACUGCAGCCAGGCAGCGGGACUGCGUGACAGCCUCCAUCUGCAUCGAGUCCCUCUGUCACAGUAACAUGUCUCUGGAAGCCAUGUCAGGAGUUGGAACAACUGGGGGUGUCUUUAGCAUCCUUGUUACUGGAACACUGUACCUACAGGCGGGCGAAUACGUGUCUGUCUUUGUUGAUAAUGGCACAGGGUCUGCACUUAAAGUCCAGAAGGGGAGUAUAUUCUCAGGAAUCCUGCUGGGCAUCUGAACUGAACACACACAUGCGUGCGCACAUAUGCACGCACGCACACACACACACACACACACACACA
Molecule: messenger RNA, 1430 nt
Organism: Megalops cyprinoides (Indo-Pacific tarpon)
Lineage: Eukaryota; Metazoa; Chordata; Actinopteri; Elopiformes; Megalopidae
Product: erythroferrone
Exons: 8
Coding region: 488-1366 (292 amino acids)
Molecular function (GO): hormone activity
Source: RefSeq, a predicted model, not a curated record